AUGUCCGACGACGAGGCAGAUCCCGAGCUGGUUGCGCUGCUGCGGCAGCACUACUUUGGCAAGCCGCCGGUCGACGAGGAUGCCGAGACUGGCGUGCUCGAGGGUGCGGAGCACGUCUACGACAACUCAAUUGACGUAGCACUGGACAUGAGGUCGUGCAAAAAUGCGGCCAAGGCGAUCCACAGCCAGAUGGAAGCCAAGAACUACACGACGUCAACGUGGGCCCAGCAUGAGCUGCACCCAAAGACGCGCGACGACAGCACUGUGGCGUUCAUCUUCACAAUGGAUCUGUUGAACUUCUCCUUUUGGUCGGAACUGCCCGCCGCUGACCGAUUCGGCAUCGACUACCGCGGCAAGAAGUGGACAGGCUACUGGAGCCUGGUGGCCGCUCUUCAAAGAGCGCUGGAAGAGGACAUCCCCAUCACGUCAUCUGACUUUUGGCAGAGCGAAGAUGAGUGCAACAUGGAUCUCAUGCGCAAAGUAUUCCGUUCGGCAUCCGACGAAGAGAUGCCGCUGCUGGCUGAGCGGCUUGAGUGCUUGCGCGUGGCGGGCCGGGUGCUCUACGAAAAGUACGAGUGCAGUUUUGUAAACGUCAUCAAGGCGGCCGGUGGAUCGGCCACGAAGCUUGUCAACAUCCUCGCACGCGACUUUGAUUGCUUCCGCGACGAGUUUCCAUACGAACACCGCCGCAAGCCCGUGCGAUUCCUCAAGCGCGCUCAGAUCCUGGUCGCCGAACUAUGGGCGUGCUUCGAAGGCAAGGACUACGGCGAGUUCCGGGACAUUGACAAGCUGACCAUGUUCGCCGACUACCGCGUGCCGCAGAUCCUGCAGUCCAUGGGCUGUCUCUACUAUAGCCCGUUGCUUAUGACUGCGAUCCAGGAAAAGCGGCCAAUCGAGAGCGGUAGCAGCUGGGAGAUGCAGUUGCGGGCGUGCAGCAUCUGGUGUGUCGAGCUGAUUCGACGGGAGAUUCUGCGACAGCAUCCCAAGGCCAAGGUCAACGCCAUUCUCAUUGACUUCUUUCUCUACGAUACGAUGAAGGAGCUAGAAGAGGCUGGCAAGGACGAUAUUCCGCACCACCGGACACGGAGCAUCUGGUACUAA
Messenger RNA from Sporothrix brasiliensis 5110, 1101 nucleotides. RefSeq lists its product as uncharacterized. The transcript has 2 exons. NCBI's taxonomy places the organism in Eukaryota, Fungi, Ascomycota, Sordariomycetes, Ophiostomatales, Ophiostomataceae. The coding region runs from base 1 to 1101 and encodes 366 amino acids. The record is from RefSeq and is a predicted model, not a curated record.